AUCUGCUGUUUAUUGAAUCAACAGUCAGUGGAUGUGUGUGCGGGUCAGAAACAUUUACAGAGAAACAGAUUAAUCAUAAACUCUCCAUCAAUAUGAAGAAUCAUUAUUUAUCGUUCUUACUCUUAUUACUCGUGGAGGGUGUGUUCAGUGCUGAAACAGAUGAAGUGAUGAUGUCAGUGAUGGAGGGAGAUUCUGUCACUCUACAGAUUGAUGUUACUCAGAUUCAUGGAAACGAGACGCUGCUGUGGACGUUUAAUGGUCAAAGUGAUUUCAUAGCAAAGAUUGACAGAGAAUAUAAUGAGAUCUCAGUAGCUGGGAAUGAUGAUGGAAGAUUCAGGAACAGACUGAAGGUGGAUCAGAUCGGAUCUCUCAACAUCACAAACAUCAGAACCGAAGACUCUGGACCUUAUUCACUAGUGAACAUUCGUGGGAGUUCAUACAAGAACUUCAGAGUUACUGUCUAUCGUGUGUCUGAUGUUGAGACAAAGUCUGUAAUAAAGGGAGAUUCUGUCACUCUACAGACUGAUGCUACUGGAUUACAGACGGUUGAUGUGCUGCAGUGGAGUUAUUUUACACCAGAAGAAACUCGUAUAGCACGAGUCACUAUAGGGACUGGAAACAACUACAUUACAGUAUUCAAUGAUGAUGAUGUGAGAUUCAGAGACAGACUGUUUAUGAACAGUAAAACUGGAUCUCUCAUCAUCAGUGACGUCACAACUGAACGUUCUGGACUUUAUAAACUAGAGAUCAUCGCAUCACAGACCAAACCAAAGAUGUUCAGAGUUACUGUUAGUGAACGAUCUCCAGUUGUUCCAGAUCCGCGUCCGUCUCCAGGUGCUAUAGCAGGAAUAAUUGUUACACUGCUGCUCGUGGUGAUUGGGAUUUUUUGGUAUCGCCACAAGAUCAAGGCUUCUGCUGUUAAGAUGUACAAUCGCUGCUGUAAAAAUUUCCAUUUUCCAUUGCUGCAAGCUCUCUGAACUAAGAAAUCUAAAAGAUAAAGAUGCAGGUGAGGAGAGGAAACACAUGACCGUCUGAAUUCAGGAUCCUAAACAGCCACAGUAUUUAAUCAAUGUUCAAGUCAAGUGGUUUUAUUGUUACAAUAUAUCUGAGCUUUGUUUGAAACUAACACUUCAGCUGAGACACUUAACCAGACUGAAGAGCUUUAAUAUAAUAUUGAUUAUAAUGUUGAUGUCAGAGUUUGCGGUUCACACUGAUGAUUAAUCGAGCAGAAACAGCUUUGACUGAUUCAGUGUGAUGUGUUUGAAUUCUCUGUAAGAUAACUUUGCCUUUUUUACACUUCUAUUGCAGAAGUAACCUCGCGCUAAACUAAAAGUGUUUGUGUAUUUUCUAUUGUAUUGUGAGUGAUGUCAUCAGCAGCAUGUGUUCGAUGAGACAAACAUCAUAUUUUUGGUCAAAUCAUUUUAUCAGUUCAAACCAGUCUGACCAUUCUCCAUUGAUCUCUCCCAUCGACAAGUGUUUCAUACACAGAACUGACCCUCACUGGAUGUGUUUUGUGUUUUUGGCAUCAUUCAGAGUAAAUUCUAGAAACUGUUGUGUGUGAAAAUCCCAGAAAUACUCAAACCAGCCCAUCUGACACCAACAAUCACCCAUGUGAUCAUCUAAUCAGCAAAUCAUGUCGAGUAAACGCAUUUAAUGAAAUAUAUAUAAUUAUAUUUAUUUUAUUUACUUUUGUAUCUUUAAACUUUAAAAUCUUUAAACCAAAUUACCAUAAACUAUACAUGUUAUAAGUGAAUAUUUAAAUCAUCCACAGAAUAUAAUUUCCUCUGUGUGCAGUCUCCUGAAUUAAAAGAAUAUAAUCUCUGAAAUAUUUAGCAAAUAAAGAAUUCUUCAGCUUAAUGCAAAAUUGUGUUUAAAUAUAAAUCGAGCACAUUUUAAAAUGUAUCUGCAUGUUCUGCCUCUCUCUAUAUUUUAUUAUUUUAUGUUAAUCAAGUAAUUAUUUGUCAUAAAGCAGUUUAAUUCAUUCAGCAGUAAACUCCCAGCUCCAACGUCUUCCCCCGGUGGAUUAUGGGUAAUUAACAUUUGUCAAGUGUGCAUGAAAUAUAAACUCGAAAUUAGAGUGCAUUGUGGGUAAGAAUUAGUCAAUACAAUUAGGGAACGAGUGGUUCACUCUGAAUUCGGACACCACUACAAAAUGAAAUAGUGUGCACUGUAUAGGGGUGGUUUCAGACACAUAAUUAAAUAAUAAUUAUUAUAGAAAAUGCUUCAAAUGUAGUUGUUCAAAAUUGUGUAAUUGCUCAAUAACUCAGUGUGUUGUGUUUAAAAAUAAAAAGAUAUCAUAAAAAUCUGUUGUGUUUAUAUACU
Molecule: messenger RNA, 2322 nt
Organism: Xyrauchen texanus (razorback sucker)
Lineage: Eukaryota; Metazoa; Chordata; Actinopteri; Cypriniformes; Catostomidae
Exons: 5
Coding region: 93-977 (294 amino acids)
Source: RefSeq, a predicted model, not a curated record